Contarinia nasturtii (swede midge) is the source of this 3340-nucleotide messenger RNA. RefSeq lists its product as uncharacterized. Lineage: Eukaryota; Metazoa; Arthropoda; Insecta; Diptera; Cecidomyiidae. The transcript is spliced from 6 exons. The coding region runs from base 305 to 2401 and encodes 698 amino acids. The record is from RefSeq and is a predicted model, not a curated record.
UAUUCGCUCGUGCACCUUCGACACGUUUAGUUGGAUCGUGUGGCGUCUGUACAGUAACUCUCUUUUCUCGAUUUUCUUCGACUCGUUAGUAUCGUUUUCAGUUUCUUCGUGCAAUUUGCAAUCGAUGUGCUCUCUUUUUGGAUGCAGUGUUGUGCUGCCGUGAAAUUGCUGGAUUUUUCGUUCGUUGCUGGUGCUGUUGCUGCGAACACCGACAACAGAGUUAUCUCAAUAAGCGGGAGGGGACUAUUUAAUAUGGAGCAUUUUUAACAUUCUAGAUCAGUCAUAAUUUGUGUGUGAUAAUUGAAUGAGCGUACAUGAAAGAAGCGAGGGACAAAGACAUCGACAAAAUCAGUUUUAUUUUUAUUUCAUGCUUUCCAAAAUGCUUGAAAACAAGAUAAUUGUACUGGCGUUAUUGAUUACCGGAUGUUAUUCAGCCGAUGACAAUACAAAAACAAUCAUUACAGUUAACGCAAACGCAACAAACACUGACGCAAUAUUUAAUGAAACGAUUUCGUCAACCACCAAAUUACCGGUGUCAUCAACGACUACUACUACUCAAUCAACGACGACGACAACGACAACCGCGACACCAACAAGUGAAUCAUUUCCAUUGUUAGAAGAUUUAGUGUCAGCCGAACAGGCAGCCGUGGAUAAUGAUAAAAAUUCCAACGACGAAAAAAAUACCGCAAAACGAACAAUUAACAGUAAAUUCACUGGGCCAAUUGUUGUUAACGAAGAGGUUAAUUUGUUUAGACCAGCCGAUGAUUUUACGCGAAGACAGCGGAUAAAUGUUCAAAUUAUUGAACCAGAGGCGCAUAAUAAUGGGCAAUUUUUAAAACAAACCGUAUUUAUUCGGCAAGAAAAUAAUACAGUGGUAACGUCAAAAACUACAACCACUUCAACAACGGAACGCCCAUCACGGCGCAAAAAUAUUGUAGCCGAACAAAAGUUUUUAGCACCAAUUCAGGUUGGUUCAAGACUAUCGAAUGAUGGAAGACCAAAACAAUUACCCGAUGAGGAUUGUGAUGAUCCAACCGAUCGACCAAAUGUUGGUGUAACCGAGCGACAAAAUCGAGUUUUAGAAAAUGUUGACAUUCAACAAAAUACGAAAAUUCAAAAGAUCAUUUACAAAGAUGAACCAAAACAAAAUUUAGUAUUUGGCGCUCGAGUAUCAAGUACUACACGAAAUCCAUGUGAGCAACCUUGUUCAACGACAAGAGCAUACAGGCCAUCGCCACGAAUAAAAACAUUUAAUACAACGCCGUUGCCGGCACCGCGUACUUUUACAACACCACGAAUUGUAACGACACAAAUUAUAUCGACUCCACGCGUAUUAACCACACCACCAACAUUGAUAACAUCCACUGUUACUCCUGUGCCUGUUCAAGCACCUAUAAAACCAGUUACAAACUUUGUUCCGGUACAUCAUGCCGUCGUCACUGAAAAACCAGUCUACAUUCAUACUCAUUCACAAGUGCCAAUUAUUCAAAAACAAUACGUACAAUUACCACCGCAAAUCAUCGAAAAACCAGUCGUGCAUAAGGAAAUUGUUCAACUACCCCCACAAAUUCAAGUUGUUGAAAAACCAAAAGUUGUCAUUCAAAAGGAAUUCAUUCCUUCGCCACCGCAAGAGAAAAUCAUUCCGGUUGAAGUGGAAAAAUUGGUGGUGAAAGAAGUACCCAUUACGAAUGUCAUCGAAAAACACAUUGAACAUCCACCAACGAUUGUUGAAAAAUUGGUGCCAUAUCCAGUUGCGAGCAAACCAAUUGAAGUGGAAAAAAUCAUUCACGUUCCUGUUGAAAAACAAAUUCCGAUAAAUCACAUCGUUGAAAAACCCGUGGCCGUUCCAUACGUUCAAUAUGUUGAUCGUCCAAUUCACAUUCCAUAUAUUUUACCUGUUGAAGUCCCUGUGGCUUAUCACUGGCCCUUUUUAUUAAAGCAACCGAUGCCACCGCCGCAAAAGUUUAUAAUAAAAACAACAAAAUAUGGCAAAGGGCAUGGUUUAUUCGAUUGGAAACACAAUCAUCUAAAGCAUAUAAAACACGUCAUUAUAAAAAAGCCAAAUCAUAUUCUAGCUGAUGAUAUCAUAGCGCCGCCAACGAUAGACUCAAUUGGAUUAUUACCGCCACCGAGAUUUCAACCAUAUAUAAAUGAGGAUUUCGGUCCAAAAGCGUCAGCGUCAAUAAAUGUGGUGUCGGCCGUUUUGCCAAACUCUGUGCACAGCAGUCGGGAUCAAUUUUUCGAACCAUCGCCAAUUAGCAAUGGUUUCAGUGGUUACGAUAAUAAGCUGAAAUUUGUUGAUUCAUUUUCGAAAGAUAUCCGAUGGGAGUAUGGUUUCAAACCGCCACUCGUUCCAAGUGUAGCAAUUGAUGAAUUCGGAAAUCCACUCAACGAACAUUAAAAAAAACCGCCAAUUUAGCCAUAAAAACAAAAUACAAAUUAAAAUCUGUACAUAUCGAAAGAAAACAAAUGUUGUUAGCUAAACUGAUUUCAUAUGGAUUUUUUGGAAACAAAUUCAUACAUAAUCGAUGAUAAUAUUAUCGAAAUGUUGACUUUUAUUUUUUAUUUUAAGUUUUAAAGUUGUUUUAUUGACAAUAAUACUCUUAGGAUUACUACUAAUUGAAUGAGUUGAUUUUGUUUUGAAUAAGAAUGGACGUUAGAUAUUUUUUCUAAGUAAGACUUUUCUUCAUCCAUUCUCUAGCUUGUAUGUAAAUACAUAUUUAUUUUUUAUAUCUAUUUCGUUUAAUACGACGAUAUAAUUUAUCUAAUAAUAACAUAACUCUACUUAAUACUGAUACAUAAAUCAGUCACAUCAUAUCAAAUUGAUCAAAUUUGGUUGUAAGUCUCAUUUGAGAGAAAAGAAAAUGGAUUUUUUUUGAUAAUAUUCAUUGUCUUUUCAUUUUCACAUUCCAUAAGGAUCACUUUAUUUUUGGUUGUAAGCACCUAUGGUUCAUUUCUAACCAAAUAUGAUUCAUUUCUUAUCGUAAAUCACAAUAUAUUUGUCAUUAAGAUUGUGUUGGCUUAAAUUAUCCUUUCUUAUUAUUUAUUGCCAGCAAUUCAUACAUUCCAUUUGACCAGGCAAUUGAAUAACGUAAUAAUUUUAUUAAGCGAUGAAAAAAUGUAUUAAGGAUGUACCUAGAACUAGAUAAAGAACUUUUCGAUCAAUCAAAGUGAUUCUUUUUUUUUGGUUUUCAAUGAGUAUUGUUCGAAGGGAAUAAGAUAACAAAGCACGUGUUCACUUUAGAUAAUGUCUACGCAAUUGGCGAAUUGGUUAAACUAAGAUAGACCUUUCCUUACAAAGAAAAUUCAUUCAAUAAAAAACACCCAUUAUGAGUCAUAA